Molecule: messenger RNA, 1485 nt
Organism: Propithecus coquereli (Coquerel's sifaka)
Lineage: Eukaryota; Metazoa; Chordata; Mammalia; Primates; Indriidae
Gene: OC90
Product: otoconin 90
Exons: 15
Coding region: 1-1485 (494 amino acids)
Biological process (GO): phospholipid metabolic process; lipid catabolic process; arachidonate secretion
Cellular component (GO): extracellular matrix
Molecular function (GO): calcium ion binding; phospholipid binding
Source: RefSeq, a predicted model, not a curated record
AUGAUCGUGCUGCUUCUAAGCAUGCUGAUGGUGCCCUGUGUUGGGGGCCAUGCUCUGGACACUCCACAGCUUCCACAGGAGCUGCCUCCAGAACCCUCAAAAAAUAUCAAUAUCACGCUCUUCAAUGGGAUGUUUAAAAAUGUGGAAAGUGCAGCCGAAAUUUUUGACUGCCUGGGCUCCCACUUCACCUGGCUGCAGGCCGUCUUCACCAACUAUCCUGUGCUGCUCCAGUUCGUGAACGGUAUGAAGUGUGUGGCCGGUCUCUGCCCCCGGGACUUUGAAGACUAUGGCUGUGCCUGCAGGUUUGAGAUGGAAGGUCUGCCCCUGGACGAAUCUGACAGCUGCUGCUUCCAGCACCGCAGGUGCUACGAGGAGGCUGCUGACAUGGACUGUCUGCAGGACCCAGCCAAGCUUAGCACAGACAUCGACUGCGUCAGCAAGAAGGUCACGUGCGAGUCUAAGGACCCUUGUGAGCACCUGCUGUGUACCUGUGACAAGGCUGCCAUCGAAUGCUUGGCUCGGUCCAGCCUCAACUCUUCACUGAACCUUCUGGACAGCUCCUUCUGCCUGGCUCAGGCUCCAGAGACAACCAUUGGGAGAGACCUGACGACACCUCUGCCCAGAGCGGAUCCUGCGGAGCCCACAGACGCCAGCCUGACAGCCCUCUCAGGAGAAGUGGCCACUGAGACCGAAGCUGACAGACUGACCACUCCCUCCAGGACAAAACUAGGCCAAGAUCAGGAAGGCAUGGAAGCUGCUAGGACCACAUCGCCUCCAGGAUCUGCUGAGAUUGUCGCCGCAGCUGAAAGUGUAACCCUUGUCCCUGCUGGUGUUAAAUCUGUGGGGCUGGCGGUGUCAUCUGUUGAGAGUGGGCCUGAGGAGACGACAGGCAAAGCCUGUGACAGAUUCACCUUCCUGCGCCUGGGAAGUGGGGACAACAAGCAGGUGAUGCCGCAGUUCGGAGAGAUGCUCUUUUGUCUGACGUCCCGGUGCCCAGAGGAGUUUGAAUCUUAUGGCUGUUACUGUGGACAGGAAGGAAGAGGCCAGCCGAGGGACGCCCUAGACAGGUGCUGUUUGUCCCAUCACUGCUGCCUGGAGCAGGUGAGAAGGCUGGGCUGCCUUCUCGAGAGGCUUCCUCGUUUGAAAGGAAAUGCUUCCCCUAGAAUUUCACAAGACCUCUGCAAGGGUGGGGGGCAGAGCCUGUGCCAGAAGCUGCUCUGUGCCUGUGACCAGACGGCGGCUGAGUGCAUGGCCUCUGCCUCCUUUAAUGAAAGCCUCAAGUCCUCAGGAGGAAAAGAGUGCCCUGGGGGGCUGGUGGCCUGUGAGGACAGCCUGCAUCCAGGGUCCUCAGUCUCUUCCAUGGGCUCCAGCUCCGAGGAGAACAGCGAGGAGGCCCCGCCCCACAUGGAGGGCCACAGAAGAGCCAGGAGAUUUCUGCGGAAGUCACUUGGUCCCUUAGGGAUCAGGCCCCUCCGUGGAAGAUAG